AUGGGAGGUUCCAAAGCUACGAUUGAGGUGGCCAAGACGGUCAUCGGGGUGGCAGACGUGGGAUGGACGGCGAUGGAGUUCGGCCACCACCACCUCCACACCCACGAUCAAGAAGAAACCGGUACCCAGGCGAAAGCAGCGGAAUCACUCUCCGUAGAUGACGAAUUGGAGGGCUUAAGAUCCGAGAAUCGACGGUUGAAGUCUUGA
Molecule: messenger RNA, 207 nt
Organism: Linum trigynum
Lineage: Eukaryota; Viridiplantae; Streptophyta; Magnoliopsida; Malpighiales; Linaceae
Source: the annotation of a GenBank genome assembly